Molecule: messenger RNA, 5296 nt
Organism: Mobula hypostoma (lesser devil ray)
Lineage: Eukaryota; Metazoa; Chordata; Chondrichthyes; Myliobatiformes; Myliobatidae
Gene: kif17
Product: kinesin family member 17
Exons: 14
Coding region: 1-2535 (844 amino acids)
Biological process (GO): microtubule-based movement; spindle elongation; mitotic spindle organization
Cellular component (GO): microtubule associated complex
Molecular function (GO): ATP binding; microtubule binding; microtubule motor activity
Source: RefSeq, a predicted model, not a curated record
AUGGCUUUGGAGACGGUGAGAGUGGUAGUGCGCUGCAGGCCAAGCAACAGCCGCGAGAAGGACCUGAACUGCAAGGUGGUGGUCUCCAUGGACAGUGCCCGCGGCCAGUGUUUCAUCCAGAAGCCUGGGGCUCCCGGCGAGCCACCAAAACAGUUCACUUUCGACGGCGUCUUUUACAUAGACAGCACCACCGAGCAGCUGUACAAUGAGAUCGCCUAUCCGCUGGUGGAGGGUGUCACUGAAGGCUACAAUGGAACAAUAUUUGCCUAUGGACAGACAGGAAGUGGGAAAUCAUUUACCAUGCAAGGCAUUUCUUCUCCAACAUCACAACGAGGAGUUAUCCCUAGAGCUUUUGAACAUAUUUUUGAGAGUAUCCAGUGUACGGAAAAUACCAAGUUCCUGGUGAGGGCUUCAUAUUUGGAGAUUUACAAUGAAGAGAUACGUGAUCUUCUGGGAAAAGACACAAAACAGAAACUAGAGCUCAAGGAGCAUCCAGAGAAGGGUAUUUUCGUAAAGGACCUCUCCAUGCACACUGUGCAUAGUGUCAUAGAGUGUGAAAAAAUCAUGGAUAUUGGCUGGGGCAAUCGCGCCGUGGGAUACACCCUCAUGAACAAAGAUUCAUCACGUUCACAUUCCAUAUUCACCAUUCAUUUGGAGAUGUGCUCAGUAGAUGACAAUGGGAAGGAUCACAUCCGUGUAGGAAAGUUAAACCUUGUUGAUCUGGCAGGUAGUGAAAGACAGGCAAAAACUGGAGCAACUGGAGAUCGACUUAAAGAGGCGACUAAAAUCAAUCUGUCACUUUCAGCACUCGGGAAUGUAAUUUCUGCAUUGGUAGAUGGCAGAUCAAAGCAUAUUCCAUACCGUGACUCCAAACUGACACGGAUGUUGCAGGACUCCCUUGGGGGUAACACCAAAACUCUGAUGGUAGCAUGUCUGUCUCCUGCUGACAAUAAUUAUGAUGAAAGUCUUAGCACUUUACGGUAUGCAAAUAGGGCAAAGAACAUCAAAAACAAGCCAAGAAUUAAUGAAGAUCCAAAGGAUGCUUUGCUCAGAGAAUAUCAGGAGGAGAUUAAACAGUUGAAGGCACUUUUAGCUGGACAGCUUGGAAAUGGUAAUUUGUCUAAUUAUCUAAAUAAAGUACAAAUGAGUAAUACCCAAGCAACCAAUAAUUCUGUUAAGAAUACUGAAGUCCAUGCUGAAAUAGAAAUUGAGAAAGAAAAUAUGAGACAGGAAUAUGAGCAGAAAUUAUCAAAAAUCAAAGCAGAUUAUGAAGCAGAACAGAAAUCCAAUGUUAAGUUACAAGAAGAUAUUGAAAAACUAAGAAGUUCUUUUGAAAUGAAGCUGGCACACAUUGAAGCUUUUGAUAAGGCCACUGAUGCACCUCCCUUUGAAGAAAGCACCCGUGCCACAGAGAUAACUCAAACAUUUAAUGUUAAAUUAGCGGAUGUGAGUGAAGUAGAACAGAAGCUAGCUAUCGCUAUGUUGAUUGAACCAGAGCCUGAAAUAACUGAACAAAAUAGCAGAAGUGUGAAAGAUACAACACCUACUGAAGAGCAACAUUCUCUAUUAGGUGUGCAACUGUCAAAGGGCGAAAUUGCAGCAGGACGUUCAUCGCCUGCCACAUUAGAUCAUGAAGAGGUACUUGCAAGGCUGAAGAUGUUGGAGAAUGAAGUAGUUGGGGGAGAACAGGCCAAAAAUACAGAGUUGAAGGAGAAACGAAAACGGCGGAAAAAAUAUGCUGAUGAACGAAAGAAUCAGCUUGCAGAAGCACUGAAACACACAGACAGGGAUGAUCCUACUAUCCUGAUCAACGUAUAUGAAUCUAUUCAAGAUGAAGUUAGAGCAAAAAGCAAAAAUAUAGAAAACUUGCAGAGAAAGCUAAAGAUUGCUGAGAUAGAAAUCUCUGAUCUUCAAACUGAGUUUGAGUUUGAGCGCAUUGAUUAUCUGUCUACCAUAAGGAGGCAGGAACGAGAAAACGUUCUACUGCAGCAAGUCCUGGAAAGGAUCCAGCCGUUAAUUCGACGUGAAUGUAACUACAGUAAUAUAGACAGAAUGAAGCGGGAAAGUGUUUGGGAUGAAGAAAGUGGUUGCUGGAAGCUACCAGAAAUGGUUCUGCAAAAGAUCUCUCUUCCAUUUGCUGGCUCCUGUGCAGCAUCAAAUAAGCAAGGGGUGAGAGUCUCUGCUAAUGAUAUUACAGAUUGCUCAAUGGAAGAAGAUCGUUACAGACAAAUGCUCAACCGCAGCGACAGUGAAAAUAUUGCCAACAACUAUUUCAAGUCAAAGCGUGCCAUUCAAAUCUUGAACACAGAUCCUGCGCGAAGUCUCUUGCACAAUCAGACAUCUAUGCAUAAUGUGUCUCUUAACAAUGGGUCAUCUUCCCACACUAUCUCCAAUCUAAAUACAGUGUCUCCAACCCAGCCAUCUGAUAUGCCGACACCAAGGCCUUUCCGUUUGGAAUCACUGGAACUUCAUACGUCCUCUGCCAAAACCAAACGCAAGAAAAACAAAAGUAAUUUUUUCAUGGACACUGCCUGAUGCACGACGGUUACAAUAAAUAUCGCUUUUAAGGUAUUUGUUAGGUUUUUCUCCAUUAUGCUUUUACUACUGCAAACAGCAACCUGGCAUGAGCCUGUUCAUAGACCUCUCCCAAUGCUGCUGUAAUACCAACCGCUCAGAUGUUUGACAAAAUUAAUGCUACUGUACCAAAGGUUUAUUUUUGUCAGAUGGUGUCUUAACCUCCCUACAAAUGCUUUCCUGUAUGAGAUGUUGUCUGUGGGUUACUGAUUGAGACUUGUGUCCUAUUGUGGUCUAAUAUAGCAUUUCUUUUCAAAGCAACACACCUCAAUAUUGUAUAUUGCUAUCCUUAUUGUAGAUGUAUUUAAAUACAUCUAAAGUUAAAAUUCUAAGUGUAAUCUUCCAUGUAGCUCAUGUCAUCAAAACCACAUUUUAUCAUUCUCAAUGUCACCAAAUCAUUACUACAUCUUGUUAAAAUAAUUGCUUCUACUUCAUUCUGCUCUUUAAUUACUUCAAACCAUUUAUUACCAUUCAUAACAUAUUUAAGAAAUCUAAACUUGCUUCCAAAUCAGACACAUUUUAAACUUCAAUUUCCCUCUCAGUGAUUAAUAACUGAAUUAUUGCAUGUUAAUCUCCUCCCUACUUUUCUGAAAACAGUAGCUGUCUUUUUUCGGUUCUGGAAAGUCAAUUGUCCACAAUUCUGAUCAACAGUUAAUGCUUCAUAGAUUUCCAGGCUUUCUCUUUAGUUUGUUUUUACAUACAGAAAUCAUUACCUUCAUCCUCACCUCUAAUAACAAAAUGAAUGCUCAUACUUCACCCACUAACAAACCAGCUUUCAAAAUGCUUAGGUUCACCUUUAUGUUAAAUGGAUAUUCUUCUGAAAUCUGUCAUUUGUUUUAAGUGUUAUCGAACAGUUCAAUAUUAUUGCCAAAUUUAGAAACAUUUUCAAGACAAGUAACAUUGUUGCAUGAAACACCAUGAAUAGAUUUUCAUGUGAUAAAACAAUGAUUUAUUUCUUAAAUGUGCAAAUUAGCCUCAGGUACUCAGACCUCGGCUAAGGACUGAAAAAAAUAAUAAGCAAGAAGUAUUUUUACUUUAACCUCAAUAGACACAAAUUUAUUUCAUUCUCUUUAUUAGGAAUACUAUAACCCAUACUUACCCUGUCCUUUCUUCACCAGACUCUGGCUUCAGUCCUCAUAGUUUUGAAAUUGAAAUGCAUCUAACAUCUUAGAGGGAAUCCUUAGUUUACUUCCAACUUCAUUAUCCAAUCCUCUUAAUGUGUAUGUCUCGUUUUUGUCAACCUUAUGUCAGGUAAAGCUGUGAACCCUCUCUAAAUCUGCUGUAUCAUUGUAAACAAUUCUACUUUUCGCAUAUUUGUCACACUGAGGUGCUUCCACAAAUUAUGUUGUUUUAACUUAAAUUAAAAACUGGAGAUUGAAGCUGACCUAUAGUUUAAAAAAAGAACAUAGCCUUGAGCACAGUCAUGAAGUGUACAGCAAGUGAAAGGCUUGUAACUAUAAAAAUUUACUGUCUAUGCUUCCUGCUAAAUACGAUGAUUCUUUAGGGAAUAGGAGCAGGAAGUCUGGUAUAUAUUUGUUGCCUUUAGUAAUGUUACACAAAUACUGCUGCCAGCAUAAAGCCUUUGCCAAUAUCACUCAUUGCUGAAAUUAUUGUUGCUGUGUUUUUGUAUUUGCUGUUACAAGUAAACAGAGACAAGCACUUUCAAUUCAAAAAUAAUAAUUGGUCAUUCUCUGGGUACCUCUUUGAUACCAAUGACUAUUUCCUGGUUUAACUAAUAACUUUGCAGUUAAAUAUUUUGCCUAAUGUAACAUUGAACCCUCAAGCUUACAGGCUCUUAAGUUUAAUCAUCAGCAUGAGCUAAUGAUGAUCAGCUGAGUUGAAUUGGGCUGAUAAGAUUAAUUUUAGUGGCUGUGGGCUGGGCUAAAUUAGAAUCGAGUGAUACUUUGUGGUUGUCAAAUGGAACUUCGUGUUAGACUUGUCAGGAUUUUCUGCAGUAUAACAACCUUAUGAGCUGCUCAGGCAAGCUGUUACCAUGAGUCUUCACAGUGGGCCAGAGAUGAUGGUCAUAUUGAAGAACUUGCCUUUACUCUGCACUGACAUCUUAAACUUGUGAACCACCCUUUCCCUAUGCACAUUGUGUUUAAUUGUGUAGAAUUUGAUUCAACACCUAUAGACAUGCAAAGAUUACUGAAGUUUCUUUAGUGAUCCGAUAGGAAAUCUCACUGCCUAAAAUUUAUAAAGAGCUAUUAAGAGAAGGAAGAUGAAUUAGCUAACCUCCAAUGAAUCAGAGUCAUUAGGCUGCUGUAGUUGGUCACAGCUCUGUAGGUGAGGGAAUGAGCAGAUUAAGUGGGCAUACAUCCUGUGAUUCUUACUGCAAGUAGCAUGCAGUUGAUUCAUGGGAACUGAAUCAAAUUUCUCUCUGUAGUUGAUGCUUGUCCUGAUAAUUGCCAGAUACCUUUGGAACUAUCUUCUGAAAAUAAGUAAAGUCAAUAAGAUUUGCUGAAAGGAAUGAGGCUAGGAAUUGGAACAUGAAAAGUAAUUGUGUACAUUCAGGGUGCUGCAAGAUAUAUAUUAUUAUUAAUUUCACUAAAAGUUGAAUAGAGCUAGACAUGUAGACAAAUUCUAUCAUAGCCUGCCAUUGAAGACUAUAGCACAGCUGGCUUCAUUUUACAAUAUUAGAAUUUUAACUGACUAACAAUGCUUAAAAUAGGAAUUUUUUUUUAAAUGAUGGAAGAUGAAUAAUAAAUUUCAAUGAAAUGAA